Mytilus trossulus (common blue mussel) is the source of this 1455-nucleotide messenger RNA. RefSeq names its product zinc finger protein 85-like. The coding region runs from base 127 to 1302 and encodes 391 amino acids. Gene Ontology annotation, biological process: regulation of transcription by RNA polymerase II. The record is from RefSeq and is a predicted model, not a curated record. Lineage: Eukaryota; Metazoa; Mollusca; Bivalvia; Mytilida; Mytilidae. Gene Ontology annotation, molecular function: RNA polymerase II cis-regulatory region sequence-specific DNA binding; DNA-binding transcription factor activity. The transcript has 4 exons.
AAUCACAGGGGCUUGUUGGAUAGUAAACCCGGCAAUUGUAACAAGCCCCUGUGCUGGAAUCUUGACCCAAUCUUAUACUCUGUCGAUUGUCGAGCAGUGAGCCAGGAUCCCAGACUAUCCGAUAAAAUGAACAGUGUUAGUCUUGAAGACAUAAAUCAGUCAGAAAUUAAAGAGAAUACAGAUGAUGCAAUAAGUAAAGAUAUAGAAAUCUGUAUCAGCCAGUUCACACAGACAUUAGAAGAAAACUUAGCAUCAUUUAUUGAUGUCACCUCAUUAAUAGAUUACACUAAAAAGGGGAGACAACCAGCUGAAAAGCCAAUAUUUAAAUGUGGAGAAUGUGGGAAAAUUUUCCAGUUGAAACACCAUUUACAGACCCACAUGAAAGUUCACAUACCGGAGAAAUCUUUUAGCUGUGAUAUAUGUCAUAAAAAAUUCAGUUUGAGUCAUCACUUACAACAACACAUCAGAGUACACACAGGUGAAAGACCAUACAAAUGUGAUGUAUGUGAGAAGGCAUUUAUAUCUAGUUCUAAUCUAAAGCGCCAUCGGGACACACAUGGACAAAAAGUAGUUAAAAUGGAAGAUGACAAAAUGUACAUUACAGAGAAAGAACGUGAUUACAAAUGUCAAGUAUGUGACAAGGAAUUUGUACGGUACGACCACCUGAGGAGACAUGUUCAAAUUCACACAGGUGAUAUAAGAUUUACAUGUUCUGUGUGUGACAAAAAUUUUGGACGUAAAGAACACCUUACUAGACAUAUGAGAACACACAGUAAAUCUAAAUCACAUGUGUGUCCUAUAUGUAAACGUGCAUACACUAGGAAAUAUGGUCUAGAAGCCCAUAUGGAAACUCACGAAGACGAUGAGGACUCGGAGUAUGAAAGUUCUGAUGAAGAUAUUGAUCUUACAGAGGAGGAAGUUGAUAUGGAAGAAGGGGACAUUGAUUUGGAAGAGGAGGACAUUGAUAUAAAAGAGGAGGACAUUGAUAUACAAGAGAAAGACAAUAAUAUACAAGAGGAGGGCAUAGUAAUAAAAGAUGACAUUAAUAUACAAGAGAAAGACAUUGUAAUAAAAGAGGAGGACAUUGAUACACAAGAGAAAGACAUUGUAAUAAAAGAUAAAGACAUUGAUAUAAAAGAGGAGGACAUUGUAAUAAAAGAGAAGGACAUUGUAAUAAAAGAGGAGGACAUUGAUAUAAAAGAGGAAGACAUUCUUAUAAAAGAGAAAGACAUUGAUAUAAAAGAGAAAGACAUUGAUAUAAAAGAGGACAUUGUUAUAAUAGAAAAUGAAAUUGAUAUUUAGCAAGAGAAAAUUUAUGUGAAAGAGGACAAACUAGAUGUUAAAGAGAGGGUAGUUGGUGUAAAAGAGGAGCAAAACUGUGAUCAAUCCUGUUUGUUAUAUAAUAAUUGUUAAAAUAAAGUCCACCUGUUAUAUUGAUUAAUUAAGUUGCAAUUU